Molecule: messenger RNA, 1362 nt
Organism: Neurospora tetrasperma FGSC 2508
Lineage: Eukaryota; Fungi; Ascomycota; Sordariomycetes; Sordariales; Sordariaceae
Exons: 3
Coding region: 202-912 (236 amino acids)
Molecular function (GO): GTPase activity; GTP binding
Source: RefSeq, a predicted model, not a curated record
CAUCAACGAUCCUCCAUCUUCAAACAUCUUUUGUCUUCCAACAGGCAGCCGCCCAACGUCCUCCCUUCCACAACUGCUCUGUCGCUGUCGCAUUAUCAAAGAUAGCCGUUCUUGUUAUUGUUCCUCGCUGUAGUUGCUCGCUGCCGCAAGCCCCGCCGUUUCCACAACCCAUUAACCCAGAUAUAUAGCAACAUCACAACAAUGGCCGAUACGAACGCGCCCAAGCCGAGCAGCAGCGUCAAGCUGGUGCUUCUAGGUGAAGCUGCUGUCGGAAAGUCGUCGCUCGUCCUCCGAUUCGUCAACAAUGACUUCCAAGAGAACAAGGAGCCCACGAUAGGAGCCGCCUUCCUAACCCAGAAGUGCAACCUGCCCACGAGGACGAUCAAGUUCGAGAUUUGGGAUACAGCAGGCCAGGAGCGCUUCGCCUCUCUAGCGCCCAUGUACUACCGCAACGCCCAAGCCGCCCUUGUCGUUUACGACCUGACGAAACCUACUUCACUCAUCAAGGCCAAGCACUGGGUCGCCGAGCUCCAGCGACAAGCGUCUCCCGGCAUUGUUAUCGCGCUCGUGGGCAACAAGUUGGAUCUGACCAGCGACUCGGCCGGCUCUGCCGAGGUUUCCGGAGGUGGCGACGACAAUGCGGAGGAUUCGGGCGACGCACGCAAGAUCUCGACGGACGAGGCCAAGGCAUACGCCGAGGAGGAGGGUCUCUUGUUCUUUGAGACUUCGGCCAAGACCGGACAUAACGUUACCGAGGUUUUUACAGCCAUUGCGAACGCCAUCCCCGAGACGUCGUUGAAGAGCGCGCGUGGGCCUGGUGCCUCGCAUGCCGGUGUCAGCCGCACAGAAGAGCAGAGGGUCAACCUUAACGGGCCGCGGGAUCUCGAGGCAAAGGAAGGUUGCGCCUGUUGAGGGACGAUGGACGGAUGGAUGGAUGGAUGAAGGGAAGGAGGGAUUUGGAGAAGAUAUUGAACGGACGGUGCGGAUAUCCACCAGGAGGGGCUGCGGAGGGGGAUACUGAUGAGAAUAAGGGCGUCCAUCUUCCGGUUGACGAACAACAGAGCUUUGCAUUUUACAGACGGGUUAACGGAGUGGGUGGUCACAUUGGGCGGGUUCAUACGGAGUAUACUUGUUUUCUUCUUUCGAUCUACCAAUUUCUCUUUCUUAUCAUCGAAGCACGAUAUACAGACCCAGCAGUAACAGGCUAAUGGAGUUUUUGCCACAUAUCCUCACCUUGGAGCGGGCGGUUCGAUGCCUGUUGGUCAAGUUUGCUGGUAUCCUUAAUUUUUCCAUACUCACAUACUAUGAUAAGUCACAUCAUGAAUACAAGACGGAACACGGAAACCUUGUUGGACCUGUUAC